AUGGAGCCCUACACGGUGGCCGGAGCUCAGCUCUCCCUGUCCGACCUCUACUCCGUGAUCCCCUUCAACGUGACCUUCCGUGACGAGAACUACACCGACCAGCAGAGUCCGGUGAAGAGCACCGCGAACAUAAUCAUAGCCAUACCCAUCACGGCGCUCUACUCCGUUAUUUGCGUGGUGGGACUUCUGGGCAACGUCCUCGUCAUGUACGGGGUGGUCAGAUACACCAAAAUGAAGACAGCCACGAACAUCUACAUCUUUAACUUGGCUCUUGCCGACGCCUUGGCCACCAGCACGCUGCCCUUCCAGAGCGCCAAAUACCUCAUGGACACCUGGCCGUUUGGGGAAGCCCUGUGCAAGCUCAUUAUCGCCAUCGACUACUACAACAUGUUCACCAGUAUCUUCACUCUCACGAUGAUGAGCGUGGACCGCUACAUCGCCGUGUGCCACCCGGUCAGGGCGCUGGAGUUUCGGACGCCGGUCAAGGCGAAGAUGAUCAAUGUGCUCAUCUGGGUCCUGUCCUCGGUCAUCGGCAUUCCCAUUAUGAUCAUGGGUGUGACCAAAGUGGCGCCUAGUGGUAAAACCUCGUGCAUGCUGAAGUUCCCCGACCCUGACUGGUACUGGGACACUGUGACUAAGAUCUGCGUCUUCAUCUUUGCUUUUGUGGUCCCUGUGAUGGUCAUCACCAUAUGCUACGGCCUGAUGAUACUGCGCCUGAGGAGCGUCCGUCUGCUUUCGGGUUCUAAGGAAAAAGAUCGCAACAUGCGCCGCAUCACCCGCAUGGUCCUGGUGGUGGUGGCAGCCUUCAUCAUCUGCUGGACCCCCAUUCACAUAUUCAUCAUCGUGAAGACCAUGGUGAAGAUUGACACCAGGAAUCCCUUUGUGGCAGCGAGCUGGCACCUGUGCAUCGCCUUGGGCUACACCAACAGCAGCCUCAACCCUGUCCUCUAUGCAUUUUUGGAUGAGAACUUUAAGCGAUGCUUCAGGGACUUCUGCCUCCCGUUUCGGAGCCGCGUGGAGCAGAACAGUCUGACCAGAGGCUGCAACACCACCAGGGAGCCGGUGUCCGUCUGCGCUCCAGCAGAAGCAGGGAAGAAGCCGGCAUGA
Messenger RNA from Stegastes partitus (bicolor damselfish), 1107 nucleotides. It is a transcript of the gene oprd1a, whose product is annotated as opioid receptor, delta 1a. NCBI's taxonomy places the organism in Eukaryota, Metazoa, Chordata, Actinopteri, Pomacentridae. Gene Ontology annotation, biological process: neuropeptide signaling pathway; G protein-coupled opioid receptor signaling pathway. The record is from RefSeq and is a predicted model, not a curated record. The coding region runs from base 1 to 1107 and encodes 368 amino acids. Gene Ontology annotation, cellular component: neuron projection; plasma membrane. The transcript is spliced from 3 exons. Gene Ontology annotation, molecular function: G protein-coupled enkephalin receptor activity; neuropeptide binding.